Messenger RNA from Beta vulgaris subsp. vulgaris (sugar beet), 5816 nucleotides. RefSeq names its product pentatricopeptide repeat-containing protein At1g03100, mitochondrial. Gene Ontology annotation, molecular function: protein binding. The record is from RefSeq and is a predicted model, not a curated record. Lineage: Eukaryota; Viridiplantae; Streptophyta; Magnoliopsida; Caryophyllales; Amaranthaceae. The coding region runs from base 2599 to 4953 and encodes 784 amino acids. The transcript is spliced from 4 exons.
UUUGCUGUAUUUUACUGCCAUUAAUUUCUUGUCUGAAAAUCUGCUCUUCUUCCUUUUGAUGAUUGUAAUGCAACUGCAUAAUUUAGGAUUAGGGUUAGGGUUUUUAUCCAGAAAGGUGAAUUAGUGUAUCCAUUUUUCAGAACGCUGAAAUGUUUCCAAGUUAAUUACAAAAUGUUGUAUGCAACGUUUUCUUUAUUUGGAAGUUUCAUAUUAAUUGCAUUUUUCUGUCUCUGUGCUAUGCGCAAAGAUGUGUCGAGGGGAUGUUGCAAUAAUAGUGGAACGGAGGGAGUAGAUAUGAAUCGAUAUAUGGGUGCAGUUAUGUUUAUGCUUGACUUCACAUUAUUGUAGAGCUCUAAGCUUUGUAAAUUGGGAUUGUAUGCAUUACUCUAUUCAAUUAAUCGUUCAUCGACUUGAAUCAGCUAGAGGAUAGAAUAGGACAUGAAUUUCUGUGAUUAGAUAUUAUUGAGCUAUGUCCCAAUCCGUGUCUACUCGAAUACGGGUAUCCAAGUGUCCGGCUCGGCUAUUUUGUAGAAAAAAGUGAAGUUUUUAGUUCAGAAAUGAAGUAUCCAAGUAAAGUGUCGUGUCGUGUCAGAUACGACAUGAUACCCCGUUUUUUUAGGUAAACGAAGGUGUUGGAGUAACACUGUUGUUGAGACCUAAACUUUGCUAGCAUGGAGGAUAAUGCUACGUUUAAUUUUUCGUUUUUUAUAUAUUUUAUUUUGUUUACUGACUUGAAGAUUUAUUUAUAUUGCAAUUAUCGCAUUAAUUAAGGUGAGUUCUUUGUUUUUUUUUUUCCAGUUUGGUUAGGUUUUUGGAUUUUCUUAAAUAAGGUGUUUUCAGUUUUGUUGUGCCAUAAAUUGCAAGCGGAAUGAUCAAAAUUUGAGAUUUACUCUAUGGCCUGUUUGGUUACUGUCAUUUCAUUUCAAAUUCUAGAAUUGGUGAAAUCUAUUGUUUGGAUAAUUAAGAACUGAAAUAAUUGAUAUUGAUCUAAAUCCUAGAGUAAUAAGGAAGCGCCCAUAAGUGAGUAAUGGAAAUGUCAUUUACAAUUCCUCUUUUGUUCACCCUCCUCACAAGUCACAGCUCUCUCUCUCUCUCCUCUCAAACCCACUUUCUUUCCUUCACCACAACAGUUCAGAGCUACUGUUCGCCGUCGUAAAACCAGAAUUCUUUACUCUUGAACUUGUGGGAGUAACUGCAAUCGCUAAGCUGUAGGUGGCUGUAGAGGUAAUUGUACUCACCGGGACUUGUACUCCAGUGAAUGUAAGUAGUUUUCUUAAGGUUUCAAUUUCACACGAAAAAGAUUAUUACAAUUUACAAGUUAUUUUUGAAAGGUUUGUUAUAGAUCUUUGGAGAUGUGUUCUUAAUUUAGAUUUUAUCCUUCAUUUUUGCCGAGGUCAAUUAGUUCUUUUUCAAAAAAAAAUAAAAAGGUUGAGUAUCAAUUCAUGAACUGAUUUUGCUAAUGGGGCAAAACUUUUAUUUUUAUAAUGAGAAUGAAGGGUGAAAGUUUUUAAUUAUGGAAUGAAAUCCUGCUGACUUCCCCAAACAUCAUGUGGAAUUUACAAGUCUCAUAUUUGAAUUCUUAAUGUAUCCCAACACCACAUUUGAAAAUAAAAUACAUCAUUUAUAAUUCGAUAAUUGAAUUCCUGCCUUGGGAAUGAAAUUGGAGUUCCCAAACACAACCCUAGUUAGUUAGACUAUGUAUUAAACUUUCAAUAUCUAUUUAUAUAAUCAGGUCUCUAUGUUGUGUCAGCUGCUCUCUCUAUAUUUGCCGUCAAUUAUUUGCUUCAAGAAGCUCUAUUGUAAGCAAAUUCUGAUCUCACACAACUUUGUUCAAUACUAUUGAGUAUUGACAAAGGUGGGAUACAAAUAUACAAUUGAUCCUAGCUUUUUUCGUAGCAAACUAGGAAAUUGAGGAAUACACGUAGUAGUUGUUUUAGAGUUUGUGAAUUGCACCAUGCCUUUGAGUGCUUUACUUGCUAGUUACUACUCCCUUUGUUUAUAUACUUCAUCUGUUUAUUUUUUAGUCGCACCUUUUGCUUCUUGUAAAAAUUUAAGAAAAGAGCAGAGGUGGACCCCUUUCCCCAUCUAAUUAGUCCUCACACUAGGGGAAGAGAGGGGUAGCUGAGGGUAAAAUAGUUGAAGUAGCAUCAAAAUCUUUGCCAAAAAUACAAAUGGUGCAACUAACAGAAAAUACCCCCAAAUGGCAAUGGUGCAACUAAAACUAACAGAGGAAGUAUUAUGCUAUAACUAGAAGGCCAUAAGAAUACUCAAUCCAAGUAGGGGGGGGGGGGAUCUGUCCAUUUUUGGCCGAAGCUGUUCUGUGCCGUAUAUUUUUCCCGAGCUACAGCUUUGCUUGCGUUCUUCACCGGCGCUCGCCGGAUGUAUCACUCUGCAGCCUUCCAGACUUUGUAUUCAUCAUUUUUGAAAGUGUGGGGGCGCAAAUCUAGGAAUUAAUAGCAAGCACAGAAGCAGGAAAGCUAGCCAGGAAAUCUAAUCACAAACCAUUAUACUAUUAUAGCAGUAUAUGCGACUUUCUCAGAGGGAGUGAAUAUAUUUCUCUCUCUAAGCUGAUGACUACAUAAUAACUGAGAUGCUUUGAUGCAGAGUACUAUCUACUUGAAGGGGGAAAUGCUAAUAAUCCAGAAACUGAGAUUCCAGAUUUUGUGCUCAUGGCUUGGCAGCACUCAUUGUGCUGUAUCUAGUGUUUUAUUGAAUUAUAAAGGAGGAAAUGUUUCUGAACCAGCCAGCUUUUCCUUGAUUAAAGCUAGUAGGUGUGCUCCCAGCUUGAUAUAUCAAGGUCCUAUAGUCAAUCAAACACAAUUUUUUUCUACAACUGCUGGGACUAUAUUGGUACAGGCUCGUGACCCUGCAAAAUUGAGCUUGGAUAUUCAAAAUGCAAUUGAUGAGCAUAGGUAUGAUGAUGCUUGGAGGUUUAUGGAGCAGCACUUGGAGAUGGAAGGGUAUCCUAGGAAGUCUGUGGUGAACAAGUUGCUUGUGGGUUAUGCAGAAACCUUAGACUCUCACUUGCUGGAGGGGGCUUUUCAGCUGGUGGAGCAGGCAUUUGAAGAAGGUAAACAGACAUUAUUUGAGAAAAAUACUCUUCUAUACCUUGCUCUUGCUCUUGCAAGAUGCAGUCAGCCGGUGCCGGCGUCUGUUAUCCUAAGACAGUUGAUCAAAAUGGAAGAAUAUCCCCCAGUGACAGCAUGGUCUGCUGUCUUAGCCUAUAUGUCGCUGUUGCCUUCUGGAGCCUAUCUCACUGCCGAGCUGAUUCUUGAGAUAGGUUACCUCUUUCAAGAUAACAGGAUAGACCCACGUAAGAAAAGUAAUGCACCUUUGAUUGCGAUGAAGCCUAACACCCUUGCCAUUGGUGUUGCUUUAGCUGGAUGCCUUCUGUCUGGGACAACUAGGAUAGCUGAGCAGCUACUUGACAUGAUGCCUAGAAUUGGUGUUAAAACUGAUGCUACCUUAUUAGUCCUCAUGGCCCAUAUUUAUGAAAGGAAUGGGAGAAGAGAAGAAUUAAAGAAGCUGAAGAGACACAUUGAUGAAGCUCACGACCUUGACGAUGUUCAAUUUCGUCAGUACUAUAAUUGCCUUCUUAAUUGCCAUUUGAAAUUUGGGGAUCUGGAUUCGGCUUCUCGAAUGGUUUUAUGUAUGCUUCGUAAGGCAAAAGAAGCUAAGAAUUCUCUAGCUGCAGCAACACUCAGGUUUGAACCGACUAAAGAAGGAAAUACAUCUUCUUGCAUAGAAGCUUCUAACACAAUGGAGUUAAAUACUUCAGAUGCAGAUGUGAAUCACCCAUGUAGAUUUAUGUCUUUUGAAGAAUUCUGCAGAGAUCGGAAUUUCAUUUAUCUGGAGCGAGAGGCAAAAAAAAUACUGAUAUCUCUGUUGCUGAAGUCGCAGAAACAAAUUGAACUCAUCAUUACUGACCGGGGAAUUCUUCAACCAACAGAAAAAGCUUAUAUUAAGCUAGCUAAAGCAUUUUUGGAAGCUGGUAAAACUAAGGACUUGGCUGAGUUUCUGAUUAAGGUUGAAAAGGAAGACUCUCCUUCUUCUGUUGAAGAAUCGGCAUUGGUCGAUGUCAUUAACUCAUGCAUCUCGCUUGGCUGGUUAGAUCAAGCACAUGAUCUUCUUGAUGAAAUGGGUUAUGCUGGGAUUAAGACCAGUUCAUCCGUGUAUUCUUCACUUCUUAAAGCAUACUGUAAGGAGAAAAGGAUGAGUGAAGUUAUGUCUCUCCUGCGCGAGGUUCGGAAGGCUGAGAUCCAGCUGGAUGCAAGUUGUUAUGAGGCAUUAUUGCAGGCUAGAGUGCUGCAGAAAGAUACCCAGGGGGCUCUCAAUCUCUUUAAAGAGAUGAAAGAAGCUAAAGUAUCGAGAGCUGGUCAUCAAGAAUAUGCGUAUCUGGGUGGGAGCUCUUCAAAGAAUGGUCAUGUAGGUUUUAUGUCCAAAUUAUUGCAGGAAAUUAAGGAAGGGGAGACAGUGGAUUGUGGUGUUCACGAUUGGAAUAACGUGAUUCAUUUUUAUUGUAAGAAGAGAUUGAUGCAAGAUGCAGAGAAAGCUCUAAAGAAGAUGAGAAGCUUGGGGCACACCCCUAAUGCACAAACUUUUCAUUCCAUGGUGACUGGAUAUGCAGCCAUUGGAGGAAAAUACAUUGAGGUGGCAGAGCUGUGGGGAGAAAUGAAAAGUCUUGCUGCUGCUAUCCCGUUGAAGUUUGAUCAGGAACUCCUAGAUUCUGUUCUCUACACUUUUGUGAGGGGUGGACUUUUUGUUCGAGCAAAUGAGGUCGUUGAGAUGAUGGAGAAAGGGAAUAUAUUCAUUGACAAGUAUAGAUAUCGUUCUCUCUUCUUGAAGUACCAUAAGACACUAUAUAAGGGUAAGCUUCCAAAGUUUCAGACAGAGGCCCAAUCAAAGAGAAGAGAAGCCGCAGUGGCUUUCAAAAAAUGGAUUGGAUUAUUUUAGAGGAACCUAAGCUUCUUACUGUCUUCAGUGACUCCUGAGUCCUGGCAGUUUGGUGGUUUGCUGUCGAGUCUAAUAGGAAUUUGAAGACUCAAGAGUCGAGAAGAAAGUGGUGACUGAAGUUGCUUAGGGCGACUAAGAUCUUACAUCUCAGUAUCAUUUGAUGAGGAUUUUAUUGUAACACUUAUUCAUGUGGUGGUGCCACGGCCUUCCUUGGAUCUUUCAAACAGCUUAGUUGAUGGUUCUAAGAACAAAGUUAAAUGUGAGGUCCAACUUGUUUCCACGACUAAAAUGUGAGCUCAAUCUUCUGGUGGCAAAAGACGGAAAUAUAGAUAGGAGUGGAUGGAAAUUAGAGCUAUAAAGUCAAUAGUGGCAGCCGGGAGGUCGAGCCAAACAGCCUAUCGUUUAUAAAGAAGGGGGGAGGGGGGAGGGGGGAGGAGUGCCAUCAAAGCUGAUUCUACAAGGCUGAACUGCUGAAGAAGAUUUGGAACCAACCAGGCAGCCACUGGCUUUCUCGGAGUGCAGUAAGUCUGUACCAGUUUGAUUCCAUGACGAAACAAUCAGCAACUGAUUAAACGAGACCAGGAACGCUCAAACUUUAUGGAGGCCAACUUAAGAGACUUUCAAACUGCGUAUGUUAUUUUUAGUGCUUCUGUAUGUGCUUAGGCGUAUGUAUAUAUAAGAUUGUACUGCUGGAACAUAGAAAUACAAGGAAUUGAUUCCAGAAAGUAGAAAGGAAGAUGAAUUAGAACGUGAAAUUUCGACUACGUUAUAUAUUGAUUUCAUUUAUAAACAUUAUCUGUUAAGAUAAAUACAUUUAUCAAAUUCAAUUAUGGGUAAUUUUAGUUUGUAUUUGUAAGGGUUAA